AUGGGACAGCGAGAAGCAGCUAUAAAGCUACAAAUUUCCCAACCGUUAUUGUGUAAAUUAUUAAAAAAACGAGUUGAAAUAGAAAAUUCAGCAACACUUAAUAAAAAUCCAAACAUAAAGAGGAUACGCAGUGGGAAAGAAGAACAGGUUGAAUCAGCAUUAUUAUUAUGGUUUAUUAAUGUUAGAAAAAAUGAUGCACGCAUUAAUGGUCCAAUAUUGCGUCAAAAAGCUGAAGAACUUGCAAAAAAAAUGGGUAUAGAAAAUUUUAUUGCCUCAGAAGGAUGGUUUUAUCGCUGGAAGAAACGAGAAAAUAUUGUUUACAAACGAACGUACGGAGAACAAAAAGACGCAGAUUUCUCGGCAGCAGAAAAUUGGUUAAAAACUGAAUGGCCAAAAAUUAUUUCAGAAUAUACGCCCGACAAUGUUUAUAAUGCUGAUGAAACCGGGUUAUUUUAUCGUGCCUUGCCUGAGCAUUCUUACUUAUUAAAAAAUGAAAACGCAAAAGGCUGUAAGAUAUCAAUAGAGCGCAUCACUGUCCUAUGUUGUGCGAGUAUGUCAGGUAAAAAACAAAAACUUUUGGCAAUAGGGAAAAGUAAAAAUCCUCGUUGUUUUAAAUCUGUAAAAUGUUUACCAGUUGAUUAUUACGCCAACAUAAAUGCUUGGAUGACAUCAGUUAUUUUUAACGAAUGGUUAAUAAAGUGGGAUAAAUAA
Molecule: messenger RNA, 711 nt
Organism: Myzus persicae (green peach aphid)
Lineage: Eukaryota; Metazoa; Arthropoda; Insecta; Hemiptera; Aphididae
Product: tigger transposable element-derived protein 6-like
Exons: 1
Coding region: 1-711 (236 amino acids)
Cellular component (GO): nucleus
Molecular function (GO): DNA binding
Source: RefSeq, a predicted model, not a curated record